AUGACUAUUGAAAAUUUUGUUCAGCCCGCUAUUUCGCGUUUCGAUGGUCAUUAUGACCAUUGGAGUAUGUUGAUGGAGAACUUUAUUAGGUCCAAAGAGUUUUGGCCAGUUGUGAGUGUUGACGUACAAAAGCCAGCCACUGGUACUGCCUUGUCGGAAGCACAGAAGACGGAGUUAGACAGUCUAAGGUUAAAAGAUCUCAAGGUGAAGAAUUACCUUUUUCAGGCUAUUGAUCGCUCAAUACUGGAAACAAUUCUUUGCAAGGAUACUUCUAAACAAAUAUGGGAUUCCAUGAAGAAGAAGUAUCAAGGAAUGGCGAAGGCGAAACAAGUGCAGCUUCAAGCACUUCGUGGUGAGUUUGAGGCUCUACGUAUGCAAGGUGGUGAGUCGGUAACAGAAUAUUUCUCUAAAGUUUUGGCUAUCGUAAAUAAAAUGCGAAUUCAUGAAGAAAAACUAGAGGAUGUUACCAUCAUUGAGAAAAUACUUCAUUCCAUGACUGCAAAGUUCAAUUAUAUCGUUUGCUCCAUUGAAGAAUCCAAAGAUGUUGAUGUUCUUUCUAUUGACGAGUUGAAAGAUUCUUUGUUGGUUCAUGAACAGAAAUUAAACCAACAAAACAAGGAUGAAGUAGCAUUGAAGGCAGUGAUGUCUUCAAAAGGAAGAGAUCCAGAGAAGACAAGUGGAAAGGAAAAAAUUACCACCAGAAAGGGGAGAAAAACAAAGCUGGCGAUUCCCAGGAAAAGGAAAAAAGACGCGACAAGUCUCAAGUUGAAAGACGCGACAAGUCUCAAGUUGAAAGACGCGACAACAAGAAAGGAAGACGCAGAAACAAAGGAAGAAGAAGAAGAGGUUUCACUUUUGAUGGUGUAUACUUCCAAAGAGAAAGUUCCCUCGAAUUUGUGUAUAGCAGAUGCCCGUAUUCCAGAUGCUGCAAGGAAGAAGUUAGACGAUAAAGAAGAUGAAGAACCAGAACAGUUUUUGGAGAUUAGUUCACAAGCAAAUCUAACAGUACAAGACGCUGGAGGUGUUGAACAUGAAUCAGGUAAUGCUCACUUCAAUAAUAAACGUCCUCAAUGUAACAGAGUGCAUCGAGUUGGAUGGAAGAUUAUGAGGUAUAUGGGAUCAAAAACCAUCGAUGCCAAAUGGGUUUACAAAACAAAGCUGAAGAAAAACGGAGAGGUUGACAAGUUUAAAGCUCGCUUGGUAGCAAAAGGCUAUAAGCAAGAAUAUGGUGUUGACUACGAAGAGGUGUAUACUCCCGUUGCUCGAUUAGAUACCAUAGGAUUGGUGAUUGCUUUGGCUGCUCAAAUGCUUGGAAAAUCUUCCAGUUGGACGUGA
Molecule: messenger RNA, 1335 nt
Organism: Capsicum annuum
Lineage: Eukaryota; Viridiplantae; Streptophyta; Magnoliopsida; Solanales; Solanaceae
Exons: 5
Coding region: 1-1335 (444 amino acids)
Source: RefSeq, a predicted model, not a curated record